This is a messenger RNA of Ornithodoros turicata, 1220 nucleotides long. RefSeq lists its product as uncharacterized. Bases 1 to 861 code for a protein of 286 amino acids. NCBI's taxonomy places the organism in Eukaryota, Metazoa, Arthropoda, Arachnida, Ixodida, Argasidae. The transcript has 3 exons. The record is from RefSeq and is a predicted model, not a curated record.
AUGCCGACAACAAUCACCUCCGACCAGGGUGUGGUGGUCGCCGGAACAGAUGCGCUACUGAUGAGUUUACGGCGCCUGGCGUAUCCAAACAGGUUAUGUGACCUAGAAACAAUCUUCGGACACCACACAUCGACACUUUCAAGUGUACUCAAGCAUGUGUUCGCCCAUAUAGACGGAACGUUUGGACACCUGUUAGACAAGCUAAACAACCACACCUGGCUCACGUUGGACACCCUUGAGUUGUUUGCUGAGGCUGUGCACGCUAAAGGGGCCCCAUUGAGAAACUGUUGGGGUUUUGUGGAUGGGACGGCGCGUGCCAUCUGCCGACCCUCCCUUAACCAGAAGGUGUAUUACUCCGGCCACAAGCGUCUUCAUGCCAUAAAGUUCCAGGCUGUGGCUGCUGCAAAUGGCAUAACAUGCGAACUUGAUGGCCCUUACCAGGGGCACAGGCACGAUGCAGGAAUUCUGCGAGAAUCCCAUCUGUACGAGAACCUUCAAGAACUGGUGCAAGGUCAUGAAUUUGUCAUCUACGGGGACCCUGCUUAUCCACUGUGUCCCCUGCUAAUGACUCCAUAUGCUGGAUCCCAUCUGAAGGACUAUGAAAUGGAGUUCAACAAAAAGAUGAGCACUGUGAGGCAAGCAGUCGAAUGGGGAUUUGGGAAAACAGUACGGGAGUUUGCGUUUGUGGACUUCAAAAAAAAUCAGAAGCUUAUGCUCCAGAAUGUAGGUCAGCUUUACAGAGUUGCGACAAUAUUUGCUAAUUGUCACACUUGCCUCUAUGGUAGCCAGGUAACAGACUUUUUUAAUCUUGAGGUGCCUGCGCUUGAAGGCUACCUGCGUCCCCUUCCCACCACUGCUUAGUGAAUACCGAAAAGACGAGUGAAAGCGACCUCGAUUUCAUUUCAUUGUACCAUGAUAGAGAAUCAGGCCUCUAGAGGCAAGAUGAGAAAGAGGGGGAAUUCAGUCAUCUUGUAUCAGUAACUGGUGAGGUGAAAAGUAUUAGUUUUUCUGUAACAUAUAUGCUGCCACUACCAAGAUGUAGUGACUCUGGACACUUUAAAGGGGUUGUAACAAGCCAUCUGAGGUUAAACGUAAAGGACAAUUCUGUGCAGAUGUGAAAUGGCAUUCUAAGAUUUACAGGAAAGAAGUAAUACAAGCAUAGAAAAUUGAUGAUGAAAGAAGGAAGUCACUGAAAAGGUUAGCCAGCUGUAGGACGUGAA